AUGGAGAGGGAUAGGCAGAGGUUAGUGAGAGAAGAAGGGGAUAGGAGAGAAAUGGAGAGGAAGGAGGAAAGAGAGAAGGCCGAGAAGGCGGAGAAGGAUAGGAUCAGGAAGGAGGUUGAGAGACGCGAGGAGGAGAGGAAGGAAAGGGAGAGAUUGGAGUUUGAGCGUCAACUUUUGGCGCAGCACUCCAGAAGAAGCAGCUUAGAAAGGUCUCCACCGGCAGCUAGGCAGAAGAUCAGGAAAGAGAAGAGGUCAGAAGAGUCGGCGUCAGGUACAGAAGGAGGGGAAACGACUGCGGAAGAGAAUAAGAAGAGGAAGGUGAGAGAAGAGAGUCCACCGAAGAUGAAGAAGAAGACAAGAAGCAACAAGCCACCAGAAGAAGAAGAAUCAGAUGAAAUGGAGAUAGGUGAAGAGAAGGCGCCGGAGAGAAGAGUCUAUCAGGUGAUUAAGAAAAUGGAGAGCUGGCUGGAGAGGCAGGCGAAACAGAAGACCGUGAGCAAGGUCCAGCUGGGAGAGAUGCUAAGGUUAGUGGGAGAGAUGAGGAAGGAAGUGAAGGAGAUGGAGCUAGAGAAGGCAAGGUUAGAAGGAAGAGUUGAGCAAAGGAGAGAAAUAUUAGGAAUGCUGAGAGAGAUGGUGAAAGAGGGAGGAAUGAGUGAAGGAGUAGGGAGAGUAGAGGAAGGAGUGUCUUUCGCGCAAGUUGUGAGGGAUGAAAGGAAGGAGAGGAAGAGGAACCCGGUCGUGACAGGCACCAGAAGGGAGCCGGUAAAGGCGCCGAACGUGGUGAUAGUUAGGAAGGAGGGGAAGGAAAGCGAGGAGGUGAGGAAGAAAAUGAAGGAGGUGAUAGAUCCGAGAAGAGAAGGGAUAAAUGUCAGAAGGAUGACCAAGAUAAACAACGGUAAGGCUCAAAGGAAGUAG
Messenger RNA from Homalodisca vitripennis (glassy-winged sharpshooter), 915 nucleotides. RefSeq names its product vicilin-like seed storage protein At2g18540. The transcript has a single exon. Lineage: Eukaryota; Metazoa; Arthropoda; Insecta; Hemiptera; Cicadellidae. Bases 1 to 915 code for a protein of 304 amino acids. The record is from RefSeq and is a predicted model, not a curated record.